Molecule: messenger RNA, 4031 nt
Organism: Anopheles darlingi
Lineage: Eukaryota; Metazoa; Arthropoda; Insecta; Diptera; Culicidae
Gene: Tret1-1
Product: facilitated trehalose transporter Tret1
Exons: 8
Coding region: 649-3066 (805 amino acids)
Biological process (GO): transmembrane transport; carbohydrate transport
Cellular component (GO): membrane
Molecular function (GO): sugar transmembrane transporter activity
Source: RefSeq, a predicted model, not a curated record
ACGAUUGUGUGUUGUUCCGCACCGACGUGCGGUAUAUCAAGUGCGCAGCUACCUCGUGCUUUAAGUUCUUCAACAAAACUUCGGAUACACCGCUCCGCUCGCGGUUCUACCGUCGUCACGGCCUGGAAAGACAACCAGUCGGCGGUCGAUAACGUGGUGGUGGACCUUGAAAAAAACGCGACGAAAAGAAAGGGAAAGAAACUCGAUCCACGCUGUCACGCAACAAGUUCUGCACACCUGUACAGCUGGUUUACACCCCAAUCGCUUGACGCACCAGUAAAUAAUCAAAUACAGCAGAAACCUCCAAACCCAACCUCCGGUGGCAUUGCUGGUGUUGAAAAGAAGCGCAUCGGUUGCGAAUCUCAUAGUGAAGAUCGCCACAGGUGAAAGUGAGCUCAAACUGUGCCAGCACCGAUAACGGGUCGAUGCAGGAUCUGUUUAGUGCCGCCGUAUAUUUGCAUCUUUGUUGAAAAAUUGUUGCAAAUUGAACCAUCAAAGCGAAGAUUACAGAACAACCAGUGUGUUGAUGUGACUGAGAUAACUUAGUAGGCAUAGUCAGAUAAGUUUGAGCGACAGAACGAAGUGACAGAAGUGAAUUCUCGGAGUUGAGAGAAAAAAUCAACGCAAACUUUCAACAAAACCGACGACAUGAGUUCAGGACGCCCGGGUGGAGGAGGUGCCAGUGGCGGUGGAAGUGGUGGAGCCGGUCCAAUGGGACGCAUCGUGGACAAAAUCAAGCGAACGAUGACCAACGAGGGAGGAGAUGAGAUCCGGGAUCCCCUGCAGCAUGGUUAUCAGCGUGUUAACACGGCCGAAGGUUCGCUUUCCACCUCGACGACAGCGACAAGCCUCGAUACGAUCGUGCUCGAUACGAAUGCAGACGAUUUGACCAGCACACCACAGCGCUCACAACCAAUGCGUACCUUCACUCCCAUCAUGGAGACAGACGAUACGAAUCCCUUCCUGGAGCCGACCCAGAAAACCAAAUCAAAGUCCUCGCUCAAGGCAAGCUCGCGAGUCUCGUUCGAUCAGGAAGAUGAUCAGUUCGACGAGGACGAGAACAACUUCCGCAAGCAACGGGAACAUUUCCAAAAACACAAAAGUCACAGCACCUCGGAGCACAAGACACAGCUGAUUAAGGAACUACGCCACUUAUUGGCGACCGAUAACAGGGGUCACUUCCAGGGCAAAAAGCAUAUGUCGCUGGACGUGAAAAGUGCGAAGGUGCUAGAGCAGCUCCUGAAGGCUUCCUCUUCGUCGGACGAUUUCGAGGGUCAGCGGAAACAGUUCCAGGAGCGCAAACAUAAGAGUCUCGAUGCCCGGCAUAUCUCGUUCAAGUUUGACAAGGAACCGUCCCCAUCCAGCAGCGAUGAGGACUUUGAGCCAUCGACCAGCCUGCUGAAGAUCGAUGCCGACAUCACGAAACCAGUUAUCAUUGAUUUGAAGGAUCUUGAAUCGAGCGAUGAGGAGGAUUACAUCAGCUCCCGCAAACACUUCCAACAGUCCAAGUCCAUGAGCACCGAUUCAAGGAAAAGCAUUCGGUUCAUGGAGAUGGAAAUGGGCACCAAGGAGGAAAACCUGCGAACGGCGGUUCCGUUCGUGCGCCAGAUUACCGAGGAAGGCAAACCAAAACUGGAAGUCUAUCGGCCAACGACGAACCCCAUAUACAUAUGGACCCAGGUGCUUGCCGCCUUAUCGGUGUCGCUCGGAUCGAUGGUCGUCGGAUUUUCAUCUGCCUACACCUCCCCCGCCCUGGUUUCCAUGCAGAAUCGCAACAUUACGUCGUUCGAGGUGACGGAUCAAUCGGGUUCCUGGGUUGGUGGUAUCAUGCCACUGGCCGGCUUGGCUGGCGGUAUCCUGGGUGGACCCAUGAUUGAGUACCUUGGCCGCAAAAACACUAUCCUGGCGACGGCGACACCCUUUAUCAUUUCGUGGCUGCUGAUCGGAUGUGCUACGCACGUUGCCAUGGUGCUCGUAGGUCGUGCAAUGUCGGGACUGUGCGUUGGUAUUGCAUCGCUCUCGCUGCCAGUGUAUCUCGGUGAAACGGUACAGCCGGAAGUGCGUGGUACGCUGGGCUUGCUACCAACGGCGUUUGGUAAUAUUGGCAUUCUGCUUUGCUUUGUGGCCGGUAAUUACUUAGACUGGUCGGGGUUGGCAUUCCUUGGUGCUGCCCUUCCCGUGCCGUUCCUACUGUUAAUGUUCCUGAUCCCGGAGACGCCCCGUUGGUACGUUUCGCGCAAUCGCGAAGACCGAGCCCGGAAAGCUCUGCAGUGGCUACGCGGUCGCAAAGCCGAUGUCGAGCCGGAGUUGAAGGGCAUCGCUAAAUCUCACCAGGAAGCGGAACGACAUGCGUCAAAGAGUGCCAUGCUUGAUCUGUUGAAGAAGUCCAACCUGAAGCCGCUGCUGAUCUCUCUCGGACUGAUGUUCUUCCAGCAGCUAUCCGGUAUCAAUGCCGUCAUCUUCUACACCGUGACGAUUUUCAAAAGUGCCGGUUCGACGAUCGAUGAAAAUAUUUGCACGAUUAUUGUCGGUUGCGUGAACUUUAUUGCAACCUUCAUUGCGACGGUGCUGAUUGAUCGGUUGGGCCGCAAGAUCCUGCUGUACAUCUCAGACGUGGCCAUGAUCAUUACGCUGAUGACACUCGGUACGUUCUUCUACAUGAAGAACAACGGUGACGAUGUGUCGCACAUUGGCUGGCUUCCAUUGGCCGCGUUCGUUGUGUUUGUGCUUGGUUUUUCGCUCGGAUUCGGUCCAAUCCCAUGGCUGAUGAUGGGAGAGAUUCUGCCAGGUAAGAUCCGUGGUUCUGCUGCAUCCGUCGCGACCGCCUUCAACUGGAGCUGCACGUUCGUUGUGACGAAAACGUUCGCUGACAUUACCGCUGCCAUUGGUAAUCACGGUGCGUUCUGGAUGUUUGGUUCGGUGUGUAUCAUCGGCUUGUUGUUCGUCAUUAUGUACGUACCAGAGACGCAGGGCAAAUCACUCGAGGAUAUCGAGCGGAAGAUGAUGGGCCGCGUGCGACGAAUGAGCUCGGUGGCCAACAUUAAGCCAUUGUCGUUCAACAUGUAAAAGGGCUGCGUUGUGUGGCAUGGAGGGAUGCUUCCAUGUUUCUGCACAAGAAGCAUUCGCCAAAUUGGACCACCUGGCGCCAUCGCGGGAUAAUUGCGAAGCUGUUCUAAUGGGAUGUGAUAUGAUGUUCAAAAGAAUUGCUAGACCAACGGUGGUGCUCAGAUUCUUUUCUUCGAUGUGGCUGCGGCCCUUUUACCCCUUCGCCCACUGCUCUCUGUCUGCUCGACGAGAAGAUCGAUCAGCAGCUGAUCGGUUGACGGAGUUGGCAUGACGAUCGUGCUUGUUCAUAUUGUUCCUGAUCACAAACUAUCCCCCGGAAAGCACAUGCACCGUCGAAUGCGGUGCAUUAGUUAUCGUUUAAUGGUAUCACUCAGUGAUUAGUAUAGUGAAGGUUUACAUAAUAGACAUUCUGCACGAAGAUGCUGGAUAUUAUUUAAAAAAAGGAAAAGAGUGGAACCAAGAGAGCAGCUUCCAAAGGAUAGAGCAAAAAUCAUAAAUUCUUCGGACGUAGGUGUUGCCACGGUAUCCGGCAUCAGCAUCUUAUCAUAGAUAAUGAGCAAGUGAGCGCAAAGUUUUAACCUAGAUUAGGAAGGCGGUACAUUAAGGAUGCGUCUGUUUUGGUGGUUUCUCAAAGGAAGAAGCGAGCAAACGCCGCUGUUACGGAGAGCUGAUAGUGGCAAUGAGGACAUAACAGGGUUUAUAGAACGACAGAACAGGGCGAUUUUUAAAACUAUAUCCUAAUUAAAGUGUUUUAGUGGCCUACAUUAGAUUCUCUGCCUGAGCAUGUCUGGGGGGCACUCCUAUAGUGGUUGUAAAUAGUAUAGGACGAAGUGAGGAUAUAUACAUACUGAAAAGUGAAAUUAACAAAGCACAAACCAUCCCGACUUUUGCUUGUGACUGAGAACUGUCGCUCUCUGUGGUGUCACAAACAAUUGAAAUUAUGAGAUUGUUUUCAAGUGGAAUAA